Poeciliopsis prolifica (blackstripe livebearer) is the source of this 2265-nucleotide messenger RNA. RefSeq names its product iodothyronine deiodinase 1 (gene dio1). The record is from RefSeq and is a predicted model, not a curated record. Gene Ontology annotation, molecular function: thyroxine 5'-deiodinase activity. NCBI's taxonomy places the organism in Eukaryota, Metazoa, Chordata, Actinopteri, Cyprinodontiformes, Poeciliidae. The transcript has 4 exons.
GCGCGCGGUAACAGGCAGAGUUUGUUAGUGCAGGACGGGAGCCGAGAGCCGCGGUGACAACGGACGGGACGAUGUUCCUGCAAAAGUCGGUCGUCUAUUUGACAGCGUCGUGCAUGUUCUGCUACAUUAUAGCUCUGAGCGUCAUCCUCAACAUUUUAAAAGUUCUCUCGCCAAACCUCGCCAGGAAGCUCAUCCUGAAACUGGGAGAAAAAGCCACGAUGACCCAAAAUCCCAAGUUCACCUACGAGGACUGGGGCCUGACUUACGGAUCGCUUGCAUUUGUUAAGGUCGCCUCGAAGACGAUGUGGCUUUCACUGGGACAGGAGGCUUUCGUAGGAGGAGAGGCUCCAGACUCACCUGUGAUCAGCAUGGAUGGGGAGACGACCAGCAUCUGCAAGUACCUCAAAGGCAACAGGCCGCUGGUGUUGAGUUUUGGGAGCUGCACCUGACCCCCGUUUAUGUUCAAGCUGGACGAGUUCAAGCAGCUCGUCAGGGACUUCGGGGACGUGGCGGACUUUCUCGUGGUCUACGUCGCUGAGGCCCAUUCCACAGAUGGGUGGUCCUUUGGCAACAACUUUGACAUCAGUGAGCACCGGAGCCUGGAGGACAGGCUGUCUGCAGCACAGAUCCUGCUUCAGAAUGACCCGCUGUGUCCCGUGGUGGUGGAUGAGAUGAGUAACGUCUCGGCCAUCAAGUACGCUGCCCAACCUGAGAGGCUGUACGUGCUGCAGGCUGGAAAAGUCCUUUAUAAGGGCAAAAUGGGGCCCUGGGGCUACGAUCCUCUGGAAGUGCGUUCAGUCCUGCAAAAGAUGAAAUAAGUUGAAAGCCGCUGUUGCUGGAAAUGCCUUGUUUGACUGCAGCUGAUUGGAAUCUGCUUGUCUGACUGUGUUUUUAAACUCUUUAUUGGCCCUGAAUCAAAAUACUGUUAUCGCUACGUGAACUUGUGCCUCGAUGGCAUUUACCACUGAAUAACGGCAGCUAUUAUAAUUCCUUUGCUCCGUUGCCACCCCCUGGCUCCCCUGCCACUUUCAUACACACGGUCUUAGCUCAACCUCAGCUCUGUGUUUCUUAGUGACGGCCGCAGAUGAAACCGCUGGGAUCUGUGACCAGAUGAGGUGAAACAUGGAAAAGGUCAGCUUGGAGUUUGUUUAUAAAGGUUGGUAGGAGGGAGCUGGUGUCUUAAAUUUAAAACAUAAACUGCUAAUUUAUUUUCUGUGCCAGCAUGCCAGUAUAUUCUAUAAAAAUCAAAGAUGUAAGUAAAGAUUUAUCUACUCAUUUCGUGUCUUUCGCUUAGCUGUAAUCGGGUUUCGGAGCUUCUCAGGGAAAAUCCAAACAUGCCUCGCUAGUGACAAUGAACAUAUCAUGAUACAUUUGUAAGGACUUUGUUAUAAACCAACAAAAAAUGACUGGACUGGAAAGGAGAUGUAUACAUGGUUUUCAAAACUUUUAACAAGCGAAGCCUUAAAACUGCGGCAUGCUUCAAUUGGACUUUCGACGACUUACUUCUUAUUUCUUUGACCGUUGUUGUAACAUGAAGUCCCUUGAUAUAUAAAGAUAAAACUUCUUUUUGGAGGAAAACCUGCCCAAGAGGUCCUCCGGUGAAAAAUGUUCUACUGCAUUAAUUCCUGACAAUAUGGAAAAGUUCAGUGACCAUACAUACUUUUGCAAAUUACUGUCGAUCAACCUGGAAAUAAACUAACCCUGAUAGAAACUAACUAAAGGUAUAUACUUUAAACUUGCCUCGAUUAUUGGGUUAGUUCCCCACAAUAUUGCCCUCUCGAAGAAACUAGCUGGAUGGACCUAGUAUCAGGUGAGUCACAGUGACUCACCAGCCUACUGGAAUAGAAAAAGACUGCUGCAAAAUUCACAGAGGACUUAUUAUUGCUUCACAGAAAGGCUCUCCAGGUGCUGACUGUCUGGAGGCAAUAACAAUACAAAAGAGUGUUUGUCAUCAGCAAUCUGAUUCUGUGCAGAUGUGCAAGUUUGAGUUGUGAAGCUCCACAUUCAGGCUGCUAUGCUGGUUAUUGCUUAACAGACUGUUCUCAGCUGAUUCCUGCAUUCAGCACUUUUGCUGUUACGCAACAAGUGUUUGCUUUUUAUAGCAUAUCAAAGUGCAUAUCUGUUUCGCCUGGAAUCAGAAGCACAGGAAAAAAAACCUUUUAUUACCAGUAUCAAAAUAUUACAAUGCCGAUGUAUUUUUGCUUCAUUUCCACAUGUUUCUUUACAAAAUACAAUAGUUUGAGCAAAAUAAAAGGUCACAUUGUU